AACAAAGAAUACCGGCAGAAGAACGUGUGGUAUAAUACGAUUUUAUAUUUUUACUUGACAUAACAUCUUUAAAUUUUUAAAUUAAAAUGUUAAAAACACGCAAUAUCUGGAUCAUACAACAACGAUGGAAAAGUGGCAAAACGCGAUGGUCCAUUCAACAAAAGAAAAAGACAAAUACCGAUAGAGCUCUUGAGAGUUUUGAUGAUUUUUAUGGUUCUGUUUUCGGUAUUCGCUGGAAGAAUAUGAGAGCCGCAAUGUUAACCGAACACAAAUAUAUGGCCAUGGUAAACAAUUUUGGUGAUACCGAAAAGACUUGCAGUCGUUUGGAAAUGGAUGGGGCUAUAAAUGUUAAAUCUCUAGUAAACUUGGCCAAAGAACGUUUGGAGGGUUCACAAACCCUAGGUCUAAAUAAAAAUACCCAUGAAUUAGGUGACAAAAUGGAUUCGAUUACUCGCAAACAAAAGGAAAAAGAAAUACAGUCUUUGUAUCCAGAUAAUGAAAAUACAUUACCCGAUGAACUGGAGUAUAAGGCUAGGGGAGAAUCAAAUGAAAAUAAUUCUCCUAAAGAAGAGGAUAAUCCUUUAAUAAGUAUGAAUCAUGAUGUGUGUAUCGAUGAAAAACGUAUGAUAGAUCCAGAGGUUAAUACGGGUGGUCUUUAUGAAUUUGUACCCGCAACACAAAUAAAAGGCAUGGAAGAUUGGAUACCAGAAUCGGAACAUUAUAGAUAUUACCAAACCACCACAGAUUUUCCUUUAAAUAUAGAACCUGAAACAGAGUUUAUAUUCCCCGAACAUUUAUCUUUGUACACCUAUGAAAUGGGUAAUUGUGCGGAAUUUAGGCGACCCAAUAAAUGUUUAACUGGUGUUCUUUCACAUUAUCUACUGGAUGGUGCUUCCAUAUUACCACCUCUUCUUUUAGAUGUUAAAUUAGGUGAACGUGUACUCGAUGCUUGUGCUGCUCCUGGUGGUAAAUCGUUGUUAAUGCUACAAACUUUACAUCCCGAACAGUUGGUGUGCAAUGAUGUAAUGGAAUCGCGUGUAAAUCGUAUACGCAAAGUUAUGAAAGAAUAUCUAUUCGAUUAUGAAGAACGAUGGGAGGGAAAACGUUUACUACUCAAUCAAUGCGAUGCUCGUAAUAUAGAAGAAUAUGGUACAUAUGAUAAGAUCUUGGUAGAUGUACCCUGUACCACUGAUCGUCAUUCGCUAAUGGAAAAUGACAAUAACAUUUUCAAGCCCACACGCAUUAAGGAAAGAUUGAGGAUACCCGAACUGCAGGCGGGUAUUUUGGAGAAUUGCUUACGUUUGCUGAAACCAGGAGGAAGUUUAGUUUAUUCCACUUGCUCUCUAUCGCCCGUACAAAAUGAUGGUGUUGUUCAUAUGGCUUUACAAAAGGUGUUCCAUGAACAUGGUUUAACAUGUACCAUUAAGGAUUUGAGCCAUAUUGUUAAUUUGUUCAGUGAUAUUUAUAAAUUUGAAUAUCCCAAAAGUUUAAAAUAUGGACAAAUGGUUUUGCCAUAUUUACCAGCCAAUUUUGGACCCAUGUAUUUUAGUAAAAUAACACGUAAUGAAUGAAUUCGAAAGGGCAGCAUAAGAUAAUUUUUUUUGUUAGUUAUUAUAUUUUUUAAGUCUGUAGUUUAGAUUUUUAAUGAAAAUUAAAGUUUGUGAAAAAUAUAACGAUUUA
This is a messenger RNA of Lucilia sericata (common green bottle fly), 1680 nucleotides long. RefSeq names its product 5-methylcytosine rRNA methyltransferase NSUN4. Gene Ontology annotation, biological process: rRNA methylation. Lineage: Eukaryota; Metazoa; Arthropoda; Insecta; Diptera; Calliphoridae. The coding region runs from base 87 to 1571 and encodes 494 amino acids. The record is from RefSeq and is a predicted model, not a curated record. Gene Ontology annotation, cellular component: mitochondrial large ribosomal subunit. The transcript is spliced from 3 exons. Gene Ontology annotation, molecular function: methyltransferase activity.